AUGGCUCUCAGACCAUGCAAAGUUAUUGUCGCAGGAGGCGGUGUUGCCGGGCUUUCUCUGGCACUUAUGCUGGAGAAGCAUGGCAUUGACUUUUUGCUUCUAGAAGCAUACCCAGAUGUCGUCGCUGCUGUUGGCGCUGGCAUUGCCCUAGCUCCCAAUGGCCUUCGCCUUAUUGAACAGUUGGGAUGCUAUGAGGAUUUGCAGAAAUGUUCGGCAGGCGCUGACCAAGUUCACUUUCGGAAGCCUGAUGGAGAGAUACUCUGGGGGAUGGACGAAGGAUUGGCUGAGGCGUGUAUUGAGAAGCAUGGGUAUACUUAUGUCUGGAUGGAUAGGAAGUCUCUCCUAGAGGUUUUGUACAACAACAUUGCGGACAAAUCGAAGGUUUUGCCUGGCAAGCGUGUGGCCAGUGUCACGCAUACCGACGAAGGUGUUGAUGUUGUCACAACUGAUGGCUCAACGUACUCUGCCGAUAUUAUCGUUGGAACGGACGGUACCCACUCCAAGCUGAGGCAGGAAAUGGCUAGAUACGCCAAAGUCCUUGGGCUGAGCAAGGAUUAUGCGGAAGAAGACAAGGUUGCUGCCGCUUACAGUUGUAUCUUUGGGAUGUCUGAUCCCGUCGCAGGCUUCCCCAGUCGCUCACUUGAAUUCGUGACGAACGAAGGGUUUUCAUAUGUGCUAGGCGCUGGUCCUGCUGACCGUGUCUAUUGGUUCCUGAUGAAGAAGAUGAAGCAGACAUACUGUGGCGCUGACAUCCCCCAAUUCACUGAAGAAGAUAAGCAGCGCACGCUCCAAAAGCAUUGGAAUGACCAGGUCACGCCAGAUGUUCGCCUGUCUGAUCUCUGCGAGCGUCAGUUGAGCACAACAUAUACACCCAUUCCAGAGUUUGUCUACAAGAAGUGGCACCUGGGAAGAAUUAUUACCAUUGGAGACGCCUGCCACAAGGUCCUCCCUAUUACCGCGCAAGGGGGCAAUCAGGCUUUAGAAAGCGCCGCGGCUGUGGUAAAUGGUUUGAUGACAGCGUUAUCGCAGGCUUCGGGCUCAGGCCCGCUCUCCCAGGCGGAGAUUCAGUCGAUGUUCGAGCGAGUGCAGGACAUCCGCGAGCCGCGCACCUUUGAUAUUAUCAAAACCACUCAUCAACGACAGAAGUUGGAUUCAAUGGAUACUCCGGAGCUGAAAGAGUUUCUGCUUACUAAGUAUGCAGGGCUGAUGCCAGGAGCAUUGUGGAAACGAUAG
Messenger RNA from Aspergillus niger, 1233 nucleotides. RefSeq lists its product as uncharacterized. The record is from RefSeq and is a predicted model, not a curated record. The transcript has 4 exons. Bases 1 to 1233 code for a protein of 410 amino acids. Gene Ontology annotation, molecular function: FAD binding. Lineage: Eukaryota; Fungi; Ascomycota; Eurotiomycetes; Eurotiales; Aspergillaceae.